AUGGGUGCCAUAGAUGUACUUACUGGUAUCAAACUUGAUCCAGAUCAUGGCGAAAAUAUCGACAGCGAUAUUGCAAGAUUCACCAGGUGGAGCCUGGAGCCUCUGCAAAGAAUACGCGGUUUUGAAAGCAUCCAUUCUCAAAUCGAACAAACUCUACUUGCCAGAGCAGAAGGCACGUUUUUGUGGGUUAGUUUCGUGGUCUAUGAGCUAUCUAAAAAGAGAACCUGCCUUCAAGUUCUCGAAACGAUUCAAGAUAUACCACCAGGUCUGCAUCCGAUAGUCGGAAGAAUGCUGCACCAAAUCGACCCGAAACACCGUGAUAUCAGUGCGAAGAUCCUCGAAUGGAUUGCAAUAGCCAUAAGACCUCUGACGCUUCGCGAGUUAGCCUACGCUGUUGGGAGUGGCAUCGAGUGUAUGGCAGAUAGAAUUGCCAUUUGCCAACCACUUCUAAAACUGGAUGAUGACCGGGUUUUAUUUUUCCACCAAUCCGCCCGAGAAUAUCUCCUCAGAGACCAGACAGAUGAAGAUCCUACUGCCGAACUCUUUCGUGUGGAGGCAAGCAAGUGUCAUGGGGAAGCCGCCCACAAAUACCUGCAGAUCUGA
Fusarium proliferatum ET1 is the source of this 603-nucleotide messenger RNA. RefSeq lists its product as uncharacterized. Bases 1 to 603 code for a protein of 200 amino acids. The record is from RefSeq and is a predicted model, not a curated record. The transcript has a single exon. NCBI's taxonomy places the organism in Eukaryota, Fungi, Ascomycota, Sordariomycetes, Hypocreales, Nectriaceae.